GGUAUCUCUCGAAAUAUUUCAGUUCAGGAGCUCUCGCAUCUCGAUUCGCGCGACCUGUCAAGCCAAAUACGCGCAACAUAAACACACCGAGAAACGUAUUCCUACAGUCGGCGUUUGCCAAAUCCGUCAAGAUGAAGCUCGUCCGAUUCCUGAUGAAAUGCGCCAACGAGACGGUGACCAUUGAGCUGAAGAAUGGCACCAUCGUCCACGGCACCAUCACAUCAGUCUCACCUCAGAUGAACACGGCGCUGCGCACGGUCAAGAUGACGGUUCGCAGCCAGGACCCCCUCUCACUCGACACGAUGAACAUCCGCGGCUCCACGAUUCGCUACUUUGUCCUGCCAGACUCUCUGCCGCUCGACACGCUGCUCAUCGACGACUCGGUCAAGCCCAAGAACAAGGCUCGCAAGGAGGUGGCCGACAAGGCUGGCGGUAGAGGCGGUGGGCCUAGAGGACGUGGUCGGGGUAGGGGUGGAGGCGGCGGCCGCGGAGGUGGUGGACGUGGGUUCGGACGAGGCAGGCCGUGAGAGAUGAGUACUUGAAUGAGGGGGGAUGAGUGGCUUGAGGAAGAAAACCUGGGAGAUAAGAGAGGACAAUGUGUGUUCAUACGUCGAAUGAACAUGGGGAAGCAAUAUAAUGAACCGGCUCUCUCUGCAUAUCAUGUAAGUAAAUGCAGGUCGUUGCUGCACCUCCCCGGCAAGGGUGACUUCGACGGCGUUGAAGGGCACGAGAAGACCUCAAAACGCUGGAAACCACAGG
Molecule: messenger RNA, 759 nt
Organism: Pseudomassariella vexata
Lineage: Eukaryota; Fungi; Ascomycota; Sordariomycetes; Amphisphaeriales; Pseudomassariaceae
Exons: 3
Coding region: 132-527 (131 amino acids)
Biological process (GO): RNA processing; spliceosomal snRNP assembly
Cellular component (GO): SMN-Sm protein complex; U2 snRNP; commitment complex
Molecular function (GO): RNA binding
Source: RefSeq, a predicted model, not a curated record